Dipodomys spectabilis (banner-tailed kangaroo rat) is the source of this 749-nucleotide messenger RNA. It is a transcript of the gene Ndufb11, whose product is annotated as NADH:ubiquinone oxidoreductase subunit B11. The record is from RefSeq and is a predicted model, not a curated record. The transcript has 3 exons. The coding region runs from base 215 to 679 and encodes 154 amino acids. Lineage: Eukaryota; Metazoa; Chordata; Mammalia; Rodentia; Heteromyidae.
CAGCCUGCUCACAGAGAUAAAAGAACGGAUUGGGGCGGGGGGCUGACAGGGACGAGAAAGAGAAUUCCUCAAUGCUCCUCCCCACUCCUGAACUACGAUCCGGGAUCUAUUUCGUGAGGGGAGGGCGGAGCGACAAUGAUCUCACGGUAGUUAACUGCAGCUGCGCACACUCGUAUUUCCGUCUCCGCCCCGAGAUCCAGCGGCACAAUCUGUCAUGGCGGCCGGACUGUUGAGAUUGUGUACUCACCGCCUUUUGGCGGCCGCGACGACUCGCGGCCUCCCUGCUGCUCGAGUGCGUUGGGAAUCCGGCUCCUCCCGGGCUGUGGUUGCCCAGACUGUUGUGGCGGGAAAACGGGCGCCAGAACCGGCCGCCCAGUGGCUGGAGGAUCCCGAACCGGAGGACGAGAAUGUCUAUGAGAAGAACCCAGACUAUCAUGGUUAUGAUGAGAACCCUGCUGUGGACCUCUGGAACAUGCGGGUUGUUUUCUUCUUUGGCAUGUCGAUUGUCCUGAUCUUGGGCACCACCUUUGUGGCUUAUAUGCCUGACUACGGGAUGCAUGAGUGGGCCCGCCGAGAAGCUGAGAGGCUGGUGAAGUACCGAGAGGCCAAUGGCCUCCCGAUCAUGGAGUCCAACUACUUUGACCCCAGUAAGAUCCAGCUGCCAGAGGAUGAGGACUAAUCUGUUGUUGAAUGGAGUUUAGAACGUCUACCUUUCUCCUCAUAAUAUCUAAUUAAAGCACUUGAAAGUU